This is a messenger RNA of Gallus gallus (chicken), 20292 nucleotides long. RefSeq names its product histamine receptor H3 (gene HRH3). The transcript is spliced from 3 exons. NCBI's taxonomy places the organism in Eukaryota, Metazoa, Chordata, Aves, Galliformes, Phasianidae. Gene Ontology annotation, biological process: adenylate cyclase-activating adrenergic receptor signaling pathway. Gene Ontology annotation, cellular component: membrane. Gene Ontology annotation, molecular function: histamine receptor activity. The record is from RefSeq and is a predicted model, not a curated record. The coding region runs from base 17467 to 18825 and encodes 452 amino acids.
AUGGGUGUUUGCUGGGUUUUAUUAUGGGGUGGCUGUGUUUUAUUGGUGCCCAACGCAUUGGGCUGUAAGUGCUCCAUAGGGUGCAUGCAGGGGGCCCGAAUUGGCUUAACGGGUGCUUCUGUUUGGUAAAUAUGGGGGCUGGUCUCCAUCGGUCUGGAAUCACUGAUGAUAAUAGUAAUAAGAGGAGGCUGACAAGGCUGCACAUCCUUACCAGCUUCCCUCCUGUGGGGAGAGAGCAAUUACCUGAUGAAGGAGAUGGCAUGGGAUGCUUUGCCUUGUUGCCGAAAGUUUUGCAGUGUUACAAGUAAUUAAAACUUGGGUUUUUUUUGGUGGAAAGUAUGGAGCAGCUCCAUGAUACAUCGCUGUAGCUGUCAGCUCCACCUGCAAUAAAACCAACUGCCCGCCUCCGCUGCAGCAACGCAGUGUGCUUAAAAACUGCUCCGAGGAAAUCUUGUCAGUGCAGCAGGGUUACAGAUCAGGCAUUGCAACAGAGUAAGGGAAGGCAACAUGGAAAAACAAAGCGCCUUGGUGGUGUGAUCUCGGCAUAAUCCCACUGCAGUGCAAUACUGCCUUUCAGCAGUGGCGCGGGAGCAGCCACAAACACCUCUCCUCUCCUCCUUCCAAUGGAGCCAGUCUGCAAAGGCAGCCACCCCAGUGAUGUGUGCGGGCGAGUGCUCGGCUCUGCACCGUGCCUGGCUCUGUGCAGCCAUGUUACACCUUAGCUGUGGCUGUUUGGGCAGUAAGGUGGCACAGCUGUGUCACGCUGUGCUGGAGGCCAUGCGAACAUGGAAGGAAUGUUCUGCUGCACACAGUUUGCAGCUGAAGGCACUGCCACAUCCCAAAGGACGGAGGGCUGCAGUGGGGCGGACACGACUGCUGAGUGUGGAACGUCCAAAUGUUCCCCAUUCUGAACAAUAAAGGUUUCCUUGUACUGCUCGUCCCAUCUGGCAGGACAGGUAUUAUAAGUCCUAUUCGCUGCAGUGCUGUAUUUCAUGCUGCUGGCACUGAAGAAAGGAAGGCAUUGUGACAAACGUAGCAUCGCAUUGAUUUGUUUCAUAUAGAAAAGACAUUAAAAAGGCAGGCAUUGGUCAUACUGAUACCGAUAAAGACAUGGUAAUGCUGAAACCACAUGAAUUUUAACCAGAAUCUCAAAGAAAAGCAAUUCAAGAGAAAAAGGAGCCCGUUGAUAAUGAGGGACGUAGCAAAAGGUGAAUGAGUAGGAAUAGCCGGUCUGAUGUAAAGCUGAAUAAGCAUGUUCUCUGUGAUGGCAGGGGAAGGAAAGGCACAGCAGCCUGCAUCCUCUGCUCCGGUGGUAACGUCGCUGGGAGCUGCACGCGUUCAGCUGAGGGCAGCACGGGGUCAGAGCCGCUUCUCAUCACUAUGAACUGACGUCUGGAAAAUCCACAGGCUGAGUUGUGAAAGCUCAAAGGCCAAGUGCUGAGCGCACGGGGGCUUUCUGCGGCCAGCAGGGAAGUUUGCUAAGACAUAUAUAUGCUUUCUCACAGUGUCUCGGGGUUAUCCUGCCAAAUCCUGAGCUCCUCUCAUCCCACAGAUGACUUCUGGCGCUGGAAACCUCCACUCCCAGAGCAGAGCAGAGCCAAGCAGGGGCUGUGCUUGGGAUUAAAGCUCCACGUCCCGGCUCACCUUCCUGGGAUGAGUCUCGGUGCUUUUCUGGUACCUCCCCAGCAGGGAACAUGGGGACAGAUCACUUUGACCUCCAUCUUUACUCACACCCACGCUGGUACAGCCUUUGGGAAGCACCACAACAUCCCCUGCAGCUCUGGACUUUGGGAAACCCACUCCAAAGUGCUCCAACUCUUUCUGUUCCAGCAACAAAUCGGGGGCAGCUCCACUUUCCCAGAUCCUGUGUGCCAUCGCGCUGCCUCCAGCUUAUCUGCCAGCAAUCAAUGGUGCUUUACGUCCUAAUAGAGGUUUAUUCAUCCAACUUGCCCAUGAGUGUGUCUUACUUGGAUUUAAUCACAAUGUCUGGUUUUAGCUGCGUGCUCAGCAGCAUGGCAAGUCAUCGCUGUGCUCUCCGCACCAAAUUCCUAUUGAUGGAUGGCAGCGCUUACAUCAGAGAUUAAUGCAACAAUAUGACUCUUGCUUUCUGCAAGUUUAAGUCAAUGGAAGCUAAUUAUACCUACUGAUGCAAUACCAGAAUUGACGUGUGAGUAAGAUCCAACCUGACUGAGUGCUGCCCUGGUAACUUCUCUCUGUCUCCAGGAUCUCAUCCGUCACAAGCGGCCGAUGGAGAGGUGUGCACACAGCAGGGCAAAGGAUGCAGCCCACAGCUAAAGGGGUGCUUUCCUGGGGACACUGGCAACCAGAAAAAGAAAGGAUGAGUGGAUAUUGGAGACAGCAAGCUUUCCUAUUGGCAAAGCCAUGGGCUGUUCCAAAUCAGCUCAGUGUGUAAUUUUCUUGAUUCUAUAGGAUUACCACUGUUGGUCCCACAAAUAACCUGGAUGUGUUCAGCCUGAGGAAAAGAAGUCUGAUUAGGGAUCUGAUUCGUGUUUAUAAAUAUCUAAAGGGAGGUGGGAGGCAAAUGGAUGAGGCCAGGCUCUUCUCAGCAGUGUGUAGCAGUAGAACAAGGGGUACUGGCCUGAACUCGAACAUUGGAAGUCCCAUAAAAAUAUGCAGCAUUUCUUUACAGUAACGGUGAUGGAGCACUGGAACAGGUUGCCCAGGGAGGUGGUGGAGUCUCCUUCUGUGGAGAUAUUCAUGAGCCAUAUGGACACCGACCUGUGUGACCUGUUGUGGGGCUCCUGCUUUAGCAGGGGGUUGGAAUUGAGGACUUCUUGAGCUCCUUCCAACCCCUGCAAUUCUGACUCCGUGAUGACUUGCUGGGACAGUUUUUGUACUGAAUGGAAUAAAGUCCUGCUCAUUGGUCCCUAGGCAACUCCUAGAACAAAUUACUAACCACUAAUCCACACACAGCCAUCAAAAUAAGACCCACAGUCAUGUUACCCUUCAGUAUCUUUUGUGCUUGGAAAUCAGCACCUUAACUUUCCAGAAACAAAUCAUACGAAUCUGCAGAUUUGUUUAAAAAAAAAAAAAAAAAGACAAGUGUUAAAAAGGGUUCUGAUGUGAAAUUCCACAAAAGCAAGCAGUAAAAUAGAUGGAAUUUGAGCGUGAGCAACAAAGAAAAACAGCUUCUGUCCCCGAUGGAGUUGGAAAGCUGGGCUGCAGAUUGAGCUGUGCGGUAGCAGCAAUCACAACAGGUCAGCGCGGUGCCUCCCCCAUCAGCUCCCCUGUCAGCCACUGCUGCCUGCCUGCUUUUAGCCCAGAGCAGGAACCGGGAGCAGAAGGAAAAGAAAAACCUUCAUUGAUAUUCACAAUGAUGUCUUACGUGUUCAGCAUUGUUUUUGUCUCAGGGAGCUCUUUCAGAAAAUGUGAGAAAACGAGUUAUUAGGUGGAAGAAUGGUCAUCAGAAGUGAAGAAAGGGCUCUGCUGGGAAGGAAGGGGCUGUACUGCUCUGUGUAUCGAAGUACCGCGAAUCCUUUUGAUUAUCAUUUUGAUUACUGUGUGUGUAUAUUUGGUAAGACGGAUUCAGAUUGGGAACUGUGGAAAAAAACAAAUUCGUGACCUUAACUAAGCUAAACACCAAAUUAGAAGCCUCUAAUGAUCAAGGCACGAGUUGAAUUUGCAGCUGGCAAGUAGUUGUUCCCUUGCACUGCCAGCAUCAGAAUGGUAGCAUCCCUCCUCGUCCCCAUUGCCAUGCAGCAACGUCCUGAACCCAGCUCCAGACCCAGCCCAGCCCCACUGCUGCCAUUGGGGACCUUCAGCUGGGGACCCGGCACCUGCUGGGCUCUGCAGGAGCGGUGCCAAGGGCCUGCCCGCUGGUUCCCAAGCACAGAGCACGAACCCCAUUUUCCAGCCAUCCGGCCCCAGUGCGGGGCAGGCAGGAAGGAGCCUCGCCAGCUGGCUGCUAGCUGAGGGCUCCAGCAGGGAGAAGCCCGGACAAGGAGUCCUGCACGCUGCCAGCAUUGCUGCCCAGGGCCCAUUUCACAUUUGGAAUGGUUCCCGGCCACCAGUUCCACUCGGGGCAGGAGGCGGCUGCAGGCAGGAGGGGAGGCUGCCCACCUCUGCCAGCUCUCCUCAGCCCGGGCACUCUGUUUGCAGAGCACGCUGACAGUUUUCAGCCCCUGCCAUUUGAAAGCGGAUCUUGCAGGUACUGUCGCCUCACACGCACAAAGGGAGGCUUUUGGCUCAAAGCACAGCAUUAAUACUGGCGUGAGUCGUGCCCAAAAAGUUUCACAGGAAACUUCUCAUUGACCGAGAUGUGAUUUGUUACCAGGCUUGCACAGUGCAUUAAAACAGCAUAACAAAAAACCCCAACCACUGAGCCCCCAGGCAAGAGAGUACCCCAGUAACUCUGCCAUGCUGGUGGGGGCUCCUGGUGCUCCCCACAGCCCCUGGGUGCAGAGUUGGGCUCUGCCCGUGGUGCCUUCAAGCAGGUCUUCACAUGGACCAGAAGCAGCCCUGCUCCAGGAGACCGGGAGCUGAAGUAAUGCAGGGACAGAGGGAGAAGGAAUGAAAUGGAUCCAUUAGUCUCUCAUUUCCUCAGUGUUUCAGUUGUCAUGAACACAGACCAUCCAUUCCAGAAGCGCAGAGCAGAGAUCAGGGAGGAUUUCAAGCAGCAAACAGAUGGACCUCAAAGGAAACCCCAACUCCUGCCUGCAAACUAAAGGCUGCAGCAAGGCUUGCCGUCACCUACUGCCAUCUCUGCCUUCUCCAGCUGGUCCACAACCAGCUGCAACGUGCAUUGCUUUCCCAAAGCAGGGGAGAGCACCAAGAGGACCAGAAGCACUGGAGAGCAAAGCUCUGUGCUCCCACCCCUUCCUGUCCCCCCCUGCACACAUCUGCUGUGUAGAAGGAGCCUGGGUUGGCUCUGUGUGUCCUCUCUGCACAGACCCAUCCUUGUCCCAUUAGAUGGAGCAGCAUCCCAGCCCUUCCUCUGGACCCAGUGCUCAGCUCCAGCCUCAUCCCACGGCCACUUUGGGUCUGGGGCUCUCCAGCAGCUGCAGCCCAACCCAUGCCAGCGUUGUUUCACUCAUCAGCUCAGCACAGCAGCCUUAGUGGAGAGAAGUCCCCAUGCAAAAACCUUUGCUGCGUCACUCUAGAUGGCUCCACAAGCACGAAAACCAUUCUGAAGAAGAAGAGCAGUGCUUGGCUGUGCCAUACGUGGGCCACCUGAUGAAGCUCAGCCCUCUGUCCAGCUGUAGAGGAUCAGGGAACGGACACUCCCAGGCAGAGGGACGCUGUCACGUUGGGUUUCCCACAUUGGCAGACGCUGAGGUGACAAAAUGCAAUAGGUAGAACUGAGACAAACAGCAGCAGCCUGGUUUCCAGUGAGAAAAACAGAUUGUGCGCUCAUAACUGCAGCCUUGGAGGGCAGCACGUGUUCUCAUUGCUUCAGGUGAAUAGGACUAGAAGAGGUUUUUCCUACCUUUUGUGUAGCAUAUGUAGCACAGCUGCUAUUUAAUGUAAAUGAACUUAGCAGAAAUUGGAUAACUCCCACACGAGUAAUUUUACACCCAUCCAGCAUUUAAGUUCUGAAUGCAAUAAUUUGCAGCACCACAGCAAGGCUGGAAUUCCCAAAGCAAGUGGUCUACUUUUAAACCUUUCGAGCUCCAUUUUUUUUUAUGAGGUGUAGAAAUUUGCUUCCUUUGCUGCUUCAGAAGUUAAUCUGCAUCAAAAGCUUCAGGGAUGUGGUUCGGUCUGUCGGGGGCCACCUGAUCAAAAAGCAGCAGAACAAAGCUGCUUUCUGCUGCCCAUCACGUGCAAGGAGGAGCCCACAGGCUGCUCAUAGCCCUUCUGCUGGUGCCUGGCUCACCACUGCCUGAUGGCGUUGCUCUGAGAGCAUGGGGAAAUGCAGAAAUGCCUUGUUUCCCUGAUGCCAUCCUCCAGCUGGGAUGCGAUGCAGCUCUGAGCUGUGCUCCUGGCUCAAUAAGGAGCCGUGCAAAGUCUCACUGAGUUGUUCCAGCGUCAGUCAGCAUUACCCACAGCAGUUGCACUGUGCUGCAGAGAGAUGCUCGUGGCUCUCCUUUGCAAACAGUGUUUAAAUUCAUGGCUUAUUUUCUUCUCUGUUUUUUGAUGGCUUUUCGUAUGGCUGGGACUCAAUGGUUUACUUGUCGGUCUUUUUCUUUGUGUGAUAACUCAAGAGACCCAAACACAAGGCAAAGCUCUGCUAUCUGCUUGUGCGUUGCAGGAAAUAAAUGAGAGCAAGAAAAGGGUCUGAGACACCACAAAACCCAGAAGAUCUUUCUGCUGGUCCUUGCAAGGAGUCUGUGUCAUCCAGAGCAUGGAACAGCACUGGAAUGGGCAGCUGGAGGAUGGAUCACUUUGCUUUGCAUAAAGCCCAUUGCCUCAGAAGAGGCAGGAGCAGGGCUGGUAAUCGGCUGCUGAGAUGCAAUGCCCUUCCCAAAUCAGGGCUGCCAAGAAGUACCUUCUGCACAAGUCUUGGUUUGGAAUUUCAGUGAGAAAUCUGAGCCUUGGCCCUAGCACUGGAUGGAUCACUUUGUCACCACCUCUGAAUCAAAUGCUUCCAAAGCAGGAGUGCUGGUACUGCAGUGCCCAGCGCUGUGCUGGCCAGCCCCAAACACAGCCACGGCAAGAGCUGAGCAUCGCUCCUGAGCACCCGCAUGUCGUGUAUGGAGAGUGCACAAAAGCAGAAGCGAGGUCUGUUUGGGAGCCCAGGCUGCCCAGUAUGCCCCAAAGGGCUCUGGUGGAGGAGACAGACCCAAACUUCUUUCCCUCUGCAGUGAGACGCACUGCCUUCCCCGAUGCUGUUGGGCUUUGCCUCCACUUGGGGAAGAAAGAAAGAAAAGACAAAAAACAAAAAACGUUUGUGGCAAAUGGAGAUGCAAUUAUUCUAAAACGUCGUCUUUUCUGAGAUGUAGCAGCAACAAAAAUUGCACGCAGAUCAAAGAGAAAGGAGGCUGUGCUCAGGGACAGCUCAAAAAUAAUACGGGGCAGUUGCUGAGCAACUUUCCAGUGCAAAGUCUUGCUUUUUUCUGGUUCCUCCCCCAUCUGCACAAGAGGGAUGGCGUCUAGUAUUGGUCAAAGGAAGGUCUGUGUGAUUGCCUGAGUACAAUUAGAUCUGAGGUCUUUGCAAACAGCUCCCGUCAAUCAACCCCAAGCCAUUGAUCUUACAUCUCAAGCACUUAUUGAAAAAUAAAUUAUGCUUUUUUGAUCUAAUCAACUAUUAAGGAUCCUCUCCUUCCUUUUAGGGACUGGGUAAAUAAAAUCCUUCCAUCAGAACUUGCUUAAUAAUUAUUCUGGACACACGGUGGACCGAAUCCUGAGUGCAAAGCAAAGCUAUGACUCAGAAACCAAAGGCUGAUUUCUUUUCCCUCCACUCCUCUUUUUUUUUGUUGGAGUAUCCAUUCUUCCAACAGGCAUUCACACAGUUUGGUGCACAUUGCUAAAUGCAGUCCCAUAAUCAGGGCAUUGUUUGUUAUCUGCACGUGUGCUGCGGGGAUCCGCGUGCUCCAAAGUGGUGCCCAAGGAUUUCACCUUCCUCUCCUGCUGUGAUUUGUCCCUCUCCUGCUUUUGUGCCGCAUCCAUUACAGAUGCAGAACUGCUUCUGUGCUCUGAGGAGGGACAGUGAGUUUCCAUCCGUGGGGACCCUCUGCCAUCAGGAGUGCAGUAAUGCCGGCUGCUGUCAGCACUCCUUGAUAAAUCAAUGGUGGGGCUGGGAUGAACCACUGUGGGCAGGGGCAGUGGUCAGGUGGUUGCCGUCCUUCUGGGGUCCCUGAGGAGAUGUUUAGAUCCCCAAUAGCCAUCAAUAGAGGACGCUUCCCUUCAUUUUGUCAUGGAAGUGAAUAAAUUUGACACUGCAGAAAGAGGAGUUAGCAGGCCUGCCUUAGGGCUGGUGCAGGUGAGAUGGGCAGGGAAGAUGGUCUGUGUGUUCAGCUCUCUGCCAAAGCACAUCUGGUGCACAGCACAGUGACCCUGCAGCCCCUGUGUCACACGUGGGGGACACGGAGCCCACAGCUCCACUGCUCUGCCCCAGCCUGCAGACGUGGGGAACCCUGCUUUGCAUUGGGAUGGGAUGGAGGAGCAGCGCUGGGGAGGGGUCCCUGUGGGCACACCCAGAGCAGUGCCACCCACCGGGUCGGACACCGCCCAGCACCUCCUCCCAGGGGCCAAACCCGAGGCAGAACUGACGCCUGACCCACACCGGCACUGACACAGCGCUGUUUGCCCUGAGAUUUUCCAGCUUUUUUUUUUUUUUUUUUUUUUUUUUUUUACGAAGUGCCCCUUUGACAGCAGCGGAGCCGGCUCAGCUCUGCCUCUUGGAUGCUGGCGCGCCGCCGCCCUUUAAUUAAGUCUGCUGCUAUGUCUGACGUUGGCGGCAGCGCUUCGGGUCGGCGGCGCGGAGGCUGUGGGAACUGCACAGAGAUCGGGCGGUGCGGGGCCGUGGGACGGCUGAGGCGUCCGAGGUAACACUGCAGAGCGGUCGUGUCGCUAUUACCGCACUCACUGAUCAGACUGAUGGAGAGCGCGGACCCAGCCGGGGCGUGGAAAAACUCCUUAGCCUGCAGGGAAGGGGUUGGCUGGGAGCAGGGAGCGGUCGUUUGAAAGCCAAAUCCUCUCUCGAUGGCACAAGCCGUGGGGAAGCUGCUGCCACGGGGCUCUCUGACAUCCCCUGGCACCAAAGUGCAAGGUGAACCAUUUGCAGUGCAGGUUUCCAGCAGUACCCGUGGGCGGCUGCAGCCUGCAGAUAGGCUAAAGCUUGAUUUGGGUACUUUGGAAAACCAGUCUCUCGUUGCAAAGCGCUUUGGGAUCUUGACUGGGAAGUGAGACUGCCCCCAUCAAGUGACCAGCAGAAAGAAGAGAGCAGCACCUGCUCGAGGCUGCCCUUCUGUCAGUGCACACUGUGAUGGGCAGCAGUGAUUUGGAUUCUGCCUCUCGAUUUCCACCAGCUGGACUCUGCUGCCCCACAGAAGCUAAUCUCUGCUUUGACCCCACAGGGCAGUCUGAUUAGGUCUGCUCUGCUUGCAGAUAGAGCCGUAUACAGAACAGCAUUGCAAUUAAACAUUUUCUCUGCUCUAUGCUAAUGAGAAACAGGAAGAGCUAACAGAAUGCACAAUGGCAGAUAAUUACAGCCGAGCAAUUACUGACACAGUCCUCCCUCGUCUUCACGUUGCUUUUUCCACUGCUCAGUGCUUGCCAUGAGCCUGACUCGGUGAGCAGAGCUGUGAGCACAGUGAGCCAUGGAGAAGCCCUUGGAGGCACGACCCUAAAGCAGCCCCACAUAAGCACAUUUGCAUACAUGCAAGCUCAGACAGAAUCACUUUAAAACAACGCCAUCAUAUUCUCAUACACUGAGUGUCACAUGAAACGUUACCCAGAGUGCCCCCCUCUUGCUCCCAACCCACUUGCAUGCAAACAGGGUCUGCAAAGCCCCUCUCUGGGCGCUGCAAACAGCACUGGCUGUGUGUGACGCACCGUUAACUGGUGGAAUUAUGAACUCUAUUUCAAAACAAUCUGCCUAGCACCGAGCCCAUGGCCUCUGCACACCAUUAUUAACAAAAUGAUGGUGAUUGGAGUCGGACAGUUCAUCUUGUACCUGAGCUAACACCAUUAAUUUAUCGCUGUGCUCUGCAUCCCCUCCCUUUUUCCAUCUCACACCAUGCUGUUAGACCGUGCAGGAAGACAGCACAAAACAAAGAGAAGGAGAAGACAGCAUGUGGAAUUACAGGUGAACCUUCCCUGCUAACUGCUGACCUCACAGAGCAGGUGCUCCUCCCCCAGCCCAGGUCUGCAGCGCCUUCCAAGCUUUGUUGUUCUUCUCUGUUUUCCAAGCAAACUUGCCAAGCAGCAGGACAGCCUGCAUUAGCUAACAGUACCUGCAAAAAUAGCACAUCACGGACUUUGGUCUGUUUGACGGUAAUUUUCAAGCUCUCCAGUGUCUCUUAUGCCCUGUGAAAGAAAGGAAAGAAGAGCAAGAGAGCCAAGUAGGGAAUUAUCCCUCACUUCUCGCUCCCUGCUGGUAGGCAGUGUUUCACAGCCUCAGCUCGCUGAGACAUGGGGAAGUGACAGAGCCAGUAGGGUUUCUGUGGCUGUUGGCCUUGGGAUAACCAAGUAUGGGUUCUCAGGCAGUCAUAAAGGAGAGCUGACUCCCACUAUCCCUAAAUUCUGGCCGUAUAGCAUGCAGGAAAGCAACUGACUGAUUGCCAUCCCUUGGAGGCACAGGCAUCAGCUCAGUGACCUGCACGUUACUGGUCAGGCUGAGAUGGAGCACGGCAAGAGCAAAAGUGCUCCUGAUGGAAGAGCUCCCACACAGUGUGGCUUCAUAUCUCCUGUGUGAUUCACUCCCUUAGUUUACACUGGAGAUACCUAACCUUACUUCUUGUCCUUGGCUUCUCCCACUCCACAGCAUCCUACCUGCAGAGCAGCUGCACCCCACCUGGGGGGGGUCAGCACUGCAGGACCUGAUAUCUUAUUGAGGACAGGGAGAUGUUCAGUCUUUCAGCUUUCCUUUAUUCCCAUGGUUCAUUCCAACAUGUUCUGAACUCGGUGAGAUCUCAGUGACUGUUGUGUUCAGCGGCAGCUCUGUCACAUUGGAGCCCCCUGAGAUGGCUGAGUGGUUUCACAAGAAGAGAGUCAUAACUGCAGGAAGGAAAAUGAGAAUCCUGUUAUGGACUGCAGCAGCAAACUCCCUGUCUUUGCAGAGGAAUGGAUGUAACACAACAGGCCAGAAACCUUGGCAUGCAUCAGGCUGGCAGGUGUAGCAGCUCUUGUUGCUGAAAUGUCAUUCAUUGCAAGCUAACCCAGUAAAUGGAACUGCUUCAGGUUACAGCUCCUCUCAGGACCCAGGGGAGCUCUAGUUUCUUUGUGCUCUACUAUUUCUCUGUACCAGUCUGACUCCAAAUUACUGGCUUGCCUGGAGGCCAAAGCAGCCCAGGAAUGCAUAUUUGUUCCUGGAAGAGGGAGGACAGGUAAAAGCAUCCUGAGCAUUGUUGUUACUUCUCCUGCAGAGAGCUGAUGCUUCUAAAUGUUUCGCCUUCCUCCCAUCGCUGCAACCCUUUUAAUCCCUCCUCACCAUGCUUCUAUUGUCGCAUGCCUGACGUAUUCCCUAUUAGUCUCUGCUGACUUAUAGCAAACAUCAAAAGAAAGCCUGAAAAGAUGAGGAAUCAGAGACCAGUGAAGCACAGCUCAGGGUCUGGGAGGAAACAGGCAGGCAGAGUAGGCAGCUUCUGGCAAUCUUCUGGCCUGUUCAAGCACAGAAAAGGAGGGCAGAGGAGCCAAGGGUGACCAUGACUCACAGGGGUGGGUCAAGGAAUCCAGCAGAGCUGAUGAGGGCUGAAAGGACAGAUGGCCGUAUCCUCCUCUAACCCGAAGGGCAUCUUCCUUUGAAGGAGAAGUGCUUUGAUAACUGACUACAGUGCUGCUGGACUUUACAGUGCAAUGCCUUUCACAGACUGCCCUUGAAAAGAUGCUUAAAGUUCCUGCAGACCUGCUAGGAACAAUACCAGCAGCAUCUCCUGUGACUUCUGCCUGCUCUUCAUCCUCAAGAGAUGGCUGUGUGGGCUGAGCCCUUCUGAUGAAGGUGUCAGUCACCACCCGGGACUGUAUGUUGACAUUUCAGGCUGUGGGUGUGAAGGCAGCCUCAGUCCAGCCAAACCAAUUCUGUCUGCAUCUCCACUUGCACCUUGCUGGCAUCUCCUUCCCGUCCUCCUGGGCAGCAGAGUGGAGGUUUUGAUGUGAUAGAAUCACAGAAUGGCUUAGGUUGGAGGAGACCUCAAAGCUCACCCACUUGCAGACCCCUGCGAUGGGCUGGCUGCCCCCCCAGCUCACACUACCCAGAGGGCCCCAUCCCAACAGGCCUUGAACACCUCAUCCUGUCCUCUCCUCUUAAGAAGAAAUCCACACGCUUCAGAUAAAGUCUUCAUCCACCAUGGAGGUCUCUGGUGACAAGCCAGCUUUAUAUUUCUGCUUGGAAAGCAUCUGGAGGAAAGGGAGCUACCCUUUCCUUCCUGUUGCACACAGCAAACCAAUAUGGUUAUAUCUUCAUAAGAGAAAAUUGGGCCUACAUUGAGUGGCAGUAUUGAAUUAAACCAAAUUAAACUUUGAUACGUAUGAGAGAUAUGUUAGUUACUAUAUAAAGUAUUAUAAUUAAUCGGUCCAGGAAAUCUCUUAAAUAUUACAUGAGGCCACCAAUGAGUUUCCUGCCUGUGGGCCCCCACACACCAGCAGGGAGCUGACAUUUGCAGAUCUUCUCCCUCAAGAACCUCAUGGCAGCUCUGAAGAAAACCAUGGGCGCCAUAAGUGGGCUUAAGCUCUAAUUGCUUAGUGCCAUUAGGUUUUAUAAAACUCGAUUAAGCAUUAAGGAGCACACUGCUCUGCAGCUGGCACCAAAGCCCAGAGAAGCCCAGCUCGUUUCUCUACAGCUGCUCCAUUUUUGUGCCCACCUGAGAACAACACCAGCAUCAGGUAGGAACUGUUGGAAUGUCCUCCUCAGCUCCACACCUGCACUACUUACUGCCAUCAGAAGCAUUAGGAGUGACAGCCCGGCUUUUUUAAAGCCAUCCCCUAACAGAGUGCCGAAUUUAACUGAUGUUUUUUCAACACAACUGUAAUGUUUACUCUUCCACAUGGCAAAAUGCUUCCACCACUGAUUACAGCUGCUUAUGAAUCUCAUGUCUCAUUAUUCAGACCCUGCAGUCUCUCUCUGAAAACAUCUAUGGGCCUUAACAGCUGCUGCCAAUUGAGUCCAAGCUGACAGAUGCAGGAUGACUUUUGGUUUUAUUCCCCUCGUGCUCUGAAAUUUUCAUUUCAGAACGCAAUAUUGAAUUGGCCUUGACAAGAACCAGGUGCUAAUUCUGAUCAGGCAGUUACUGCAUUACUCAUCGUGCUGUACCUGUUUUCCUCGGAGCAGCAAAACUCAGCACUUUGACGCUCACAGCAGCGCUGUUGGUUCCAUUAAGCUGGAAAUGGAUCUCAUAUCCAACACAAAGCUUGCUCCAUUCAGUCUCUCUCAGUGUGAUACUGCCACCAAUAGAAGUCAUUUUGCCACCUGGCUCAGCAGCCCAGCUGCUCAUUCCGUGGUGUUCCAUGUUCUCUCUACUGUGAGAAAUGGCAUUAUCUGUAUCUCAUCCUCUGAUGCUACCUAGCCGAAACUCCUCUUAGGGUUUGGCUUCCCUGUCUGUGCAGCAGUUGGGCUCUGGCAAAGCAGGAGCUCAAAGUCUCCUCUGGAGGUUUCACCCUCACCUGCUCUGGGCUCUCUUCUCUCCACUGCGCUGCCCUUACCCUCACCAGGCACUGCUACCUCGGGAGGGGAUCUCAGAAAAGGGAGUUUUCCAAACUGAAUAAACAUUUCCUAUGAUGAAAGACAGAAGAAAAAGAAGCAAAACAAAGGGAUGGGCUUCAUAGCACAGAUACUUGUGUGAACGCCAGAGCACUUUCAACCCUCAUCAGUAAAGGCAUGAAUACAAAGAGGUUAUUAAAUCAUCUCUUUCUUUAAAGUUUGUUCCACAGACAGGCUGGCUCCACAGGGCAGAAAUAAGCAGAGAGAAAAAAGGGCAAUAAAGCAGAGCAGUAACAGCAUCUGGUGGAGGUUCGGGGCUCGCUGUGCCCCAGCCUGCACUGCUCCCUUCUCUGGGGGAAGAGCAGAGCCCUCCCUAUGAAGCUCUCACUUGUGAGAACACACAGACAGACGUGCAUCAAAGUGAGAUGAGGCUGAUCGGCAUCCUGGGGACACCUGUCCAUAUGGAUUACGAAUAACCUCUUCAUCAUUAGCACCUUAUACACUGGCUUCGUUGGGUCUUUUCCAGGAUAAAUGGGCGCUUCCAUCUCUCCCCUUCACGAAGCAGCCAGCGGGAGCAGCACACGGUCUGCACAUGCCUGUGCAGCAGAGCUCAUACGAUGGUGGGGUAUUUUGCCCCAUGACAGAGGGGUUUGUACUGAUGUAAAAGCACAGCAUGACACUGGAGCUGCAGCCAAGAACAUCAGAGCAAGCACUGAACGAUAGCUGUGUGUGGAACAGAGGGGCACAGUGAGUUUGUGAACCUUUCCAGCCAUCUGCUGCUGCACGGAGGUGGUGGUUAUUCGUAUGUAGAAUGGGGCUGCCACCACCUCGACUGGUUUUGACUGGGAAAUGCGUGGAAGAUUUCAGGUCAGGUGUACUCCAAGGCAAAUCGAGAGACAGUGCGGUUUGGUUUUAAUGAUUCAGUCCUGAUUGUCACUUCGUCAUUUGUAAAAGAUCACAGUCCCUCCAGGUGGGAAUUGUCAUUUACGUAAUUAAUCAGCCAGCUGCAAACGAAUAUCCUCCCAGCUCCGGGUUUGUUACACUGGGAAGGUACCCACGGGCCAAGAUGGUGCUGGUUUUAACACACGCUUCAGUGUAUGCCUCAGAGCUACAAAGGCAUUUCAGAGAAUCAAAUCUAAGUGAUAAAAGAUAAAAAUGCCAAAGUAAGCCAACAAAGUUGUCUCUUCACAGACAUACUGACGUGCAUCCCAGAGAGGAGAGCAGCCCAAUCCUCACAUCUGCAUUCUGUGGUUCAUUAGAUGCCGGGCAUCCAAGAAAAUCUAAGACAAGAACAAGCAUCUAACUAAAUAGCACUGUCUCUACAACUCUUCUAAAGCAACUGAGAACAGAUUUUGUAGCAUGGAUGAUCUUGGAGGUCAUUUCCAACCUUGGCAGUUCUCUGAUUCUGACUGUGUGUUCAAUAAAACCACGUUAGUUCUAUAUGAAAGGGAUUACAGGGAUUUAAUACAACUAGAGGAUUAGAAAUAAGAAUUACACCUGGCCUGCAGAGGAAGAACAGAUCCCAGCACUGCAUAUUAGCAGUCAGCACAGUCCCACCUGGAAGCUCCAGUUGUUUGGGAAGGCAGAACUUCCCCGUACCUCUCUGUUUGGCUCAUAAACCUCUGUGCAAUUCUGCAAGUCACGAGAGACAACGUAAAUGAGAUGCUGAACUCAGGAAAUAGAGCUGAGCAAAAGCAACUCCAAAUUGGUCCCCGUAGGAUCGGCAAACUAAAAUAAACAACAAGGGAAAGAGAAGCCAGUGUCACCAAGCCAGAUGCAUGCAAAGCACAUCCACAACAGUCCCUGAGUGCUUCCCACUGUAAGCAGCAGCGAGCAGAGCGGGCUGCCCCAGCCAGGCUCAGCCAAAGGUCCCGGGGCACCACUCUGAGAUGUGGUGAUGCUCAAACUCUGCAGUGCCAAAGUUCAGGAUAGACCCCACUCUAGAAUUACACCCGAAGCUUUCUGAACACCAGAAAGCUGCAGAAGUUAUUUGUCUCUUAACCUGAAGGUUUUGUGUUGUAGAGAAACCGCCUAGGACAGCCAUUUUUACAAGGCUGUUCACUUCUUAGUCACCUAAUGCUUGUAUCUGAAAGAAAGCUCAAGUGCAGAUAUCACUUUCAGUAUAAAGCCGCUCCAAAAUAGACACGUAUUGCCCUGUCUGCUUUAAAAGCCAUAGAACACCCGUGGAAUUCACAUCCAAGCUCAAUGCUUCUCAAAAACGAUGCGGGGAAGGAAGCAGAGGGAAGGAGAGCCCCCAGGGCUGGAACUGCUUACCAGCAGCAGAGCUGCCCCUGAGCUCCUCACUCCUGCCCUUACCUGAGAGUUUCUGGCACAGCUGCACCACGAGGUCAGGAAGCACUACUUGAGCUGCUCUCCAGGGCUCCUCAGUUGCCUCAUCACACUCAGCUGAGACAUCCCUGAAGCCUUUAAGAAUUGGGUUGAGUGGGGAGCUCUGGGCUGGGAGCUCUACACUGGCUAUCUGCUCUUGGAUCUGCCUGAGGAGUAGGUGGUACACAGCUCUGAGGCCAAGAAGAGAACCCUGACAGGUGACAGCAGACUAAUCAGUACACCCCAAUGAACACAUAUAAGCACUUAUGAACGCAUGACAUCUACGUGUGACAUACGUACUGCAUAGGCCAGGUCCAAACAUCAGCCAUCAUACCAUCUGCUUGCACACCUACAUGUAACCUGCUAAUUAACCCUUCUAGGCUGGGUGGUUUCCUUUGUUUCGUUACCAACACAGCAUGAGUCCAGAAAUACAUUAGAUAGAUAGUUGUCCUUCUGCUGAAGCAAGAGAGAAACAUUCAGAGCAGGAAAACUUUAUCCUGCUCAGCUCUGCUGUCCCUUACUGACCCGAGGUGCCAGGCAAGCCGCUCUGGUUAAACACUGAUUGAGAGCUGUCCAUGCAACACGUUGGAAUCCCUUUGUGAAUUACCUUACGACCAAAGCGUGAUUUCUGCUUUCUGUUCUGACGGAGCAAACUGAAUAACGACUGACAGCAAACGAGCAGCUCCCAGUGCCGGUGCCGUCGGAUGCACACAGUCUCUUGGAAUGCGUAGAUGUCUUAAUGAAUACUAACGACUGGCUGAAUAGCUGCAGAUGACGGACAGCACGAGACCGCAAACAGCCGCGGAAUAAAAGCGUUGGCUGUUAAACAUCGCGCCGUCAGAAACCCGACGCGAAGCCCCGCUCUGUGCGCCCGGCAGCGCUCCCGUGUGCGGCUCCGCGGGCGCACAGUGACCUCCUCUGUUGGGACGCGGCGGCGGUGCGGGCACAGCGAGUCCUGCCAGCCCGGACCGCAGGCGAAGGGAUGGGACGAGGUGCCACCGAAUGCCACCCCUGCGCUGAAGUGCUGGCUGCGGCUGGCUGCCGCGAUGCUGGAGCUCCUGCAGCCUCUGCCCGAGCCUCUGCCAGCUCCUGGGGUGAAAAUGGCUUCUGAAGUAACGAGGAAGAGGCGCAGCUCCCCGAACUUCGGCUGCAUGCGUGUUUCUGGGCUUGCAAAAUUUCGUUGCUUUACUUUUUGUUCCCUGUUCUUCAAAGACGGACGAAACGUAUCAGACUUCUCCAGAUAAAAAAAAACAAAGGCACUGGGGCAGGGUCUGCAGCCCUGGUUUCUGGUGCUGCCCUGCACACCCCACACCUUCCUCCCUUACCCCCACUUGAGCUGAUGGGACCCGGAGGGCGUUUUCAGUCCUGCAUGCAGAGCACGCACUGCGCACGUGGGUUUUACCGUGGCCGGAGCUUCGUCCUGGAGUACUGCCGGCAGAAAAAAAAAACAUUCAAGCAAAAGUUACUCCUUUAAACUAUGAAAAGCCAAACGAGCGGAGGGAGGAGGAAGCACGAAUCGACUCCCUGCAGCUGGAAGCGGAGGGCAGUGAGCCCCCGGUUUGCAGGGCGAGAUCUGCAGCAGGGCAGCUCCCGGGCGGCUGUACCUUUCCCCUGCUGCCUCUGAGGGGUACGGGCAAGGGCAUCGCUGCCUUCCUCCACCUGCCCGGGGGCACUCGGAGCUGACUUCUAAUUAGGCGUUUACCUCCACAUCUCGACACUGGGGCAGAGACCGCCAGCACUUCCCACGGCCUCUGUCUCCGGGGAGAUGCUUUGGGGGAGAUGCGGAGGUGUUCCUAGCGGGACACGUGGGGAUACUCCGGAGGGAUCGAGGGUACGGCAGCAUGCCGUGAGAGCGGUGCGGGGCGCAGCCGGGGGCCGCGGGGAUGCUCGGGGCGGCGGCGGCGGGGAGAGAAGGGCUGCACCCCGGCGGGGCGGGAGGCGGGGCCGGGCCGGGGAGGGGCGGCAGCCCCGCGGCUGCGGAGAGGCGCUGGGCCAUGGAGAGCGGCGGGGAGCUGAACGGUUCCGCCGCCGCCUCCGGGCGCUUCGCGACCGCCGGCACCGCGGCGCUGGGCGCGCUCAUGGCUCUGCUGAUCGCCGUCACCGUGGCCGGCAACGCGCUGGUGAUGCUGGCUUUCGUGGCGGACUCCAGCUUGCGCACCCAGAACAACUUCUUCCUCCUCAACCUGGCCAUCUCGGAUUUCCUAGUAGGUGCCUUCUGCAUUCCCCUGUACGUGCCCUACGUGCUGACAGGGAGAUGGAUCUUCGGGAGAAGCCUCUGCAAACUCUGGCUGGUAGUUGAUUACCUGCUCUGCACCUCUUCGGUCUUCAACAUCGUGCUGAUUAGCUAUGACAGAUUCCUCUCGGUGACAAGAGCGGUGUCCUACAGAGCCCAGCAAGGCAACACGAGGCGGGCAGUGCUGAAGAUGGUGCUGGUGUGGGUAUUAGCGUUCCUGCUUUAUGGGCCUGCCAUUAUCAGCUGGGAGUAUAUCUCGGGUGAGAGUAUCAUACCCACUGGGGAAUGCUACGCUGAGUUUUUCUACAAUUGGUACUUCCUCAUGACGGCCUCCACGCUGGAGUUUUUCACUCCUUUUAUCAGCGUGAUGUUUUUCAACCUGAGCAUUUACCUGAACAUACAAAAACGUACCAAACUGCGCCUGGAUGUUUUCCACGAAGUGCACAACCGGUCCUUCGCUGAAGAGAUGGAAAUGAGCCCAGAAGCAAAGCUUUCUUCCAAAUGCUACAAGUGGGAGCAGAAGGAGCCAGCUGAAACCCUCGGCCUCUCUAAGAGCAAAGCACAAGCAGCAGCUUCCAGUGCUGCAGAGGACCUGCUGACAGCCACUGCGGGGGGAUCCCAGUGCUGCAACAAAAAGGGCUGUAAGAAUUCAGCAUCCGCACUGUCCUUAGAGAAAAGGGUGAAGGUGGUCUCCCAGGGUGUGACCCAACGCUUCAGGCUCUCCAGAGACAAGAAAGUAGCCAAAUCGCUGGCAAUCAUCGUGGGUAUUUUUGGGAUUUGCUGGGCGCCAUACACCCUCCUUAUGAUUAUCCGUGCUGGCUGCCACGGCCACUGCAUCUCCGACUACUGGUACGAGACUUCCUUUUGGCUGCUGUGGAUCAACUCAGCUGUCAACCCCGUCCUAUAUCCUCUCUGUCACUACAGCUUCAGAAGAGCUUUUAUUAAACUCCUCUGUCCGAAGAAGCUGAAGAUUCAACCUCACGAUCCCCUGCAGAACUGCUGGAAAUGAAGGCAGCCUCGGGUGCGGGAGAGCCUUUGUAACACAGGCGUAGUAUUGCUUCUCCAGAAGCACUGAUCUGCAGCACGUGAGGAGGGCAGCUGGGAGAUCACUAUCAACUUAUGCCAGUUCAUCACCAACAAAACCGAGCAGAACGGGGCUGAGGAGGUUGGGUUUUUUCCAUUUUAACGUUAUCCAUAGGCAGUGAUGUGUGCUCCGCCUGCACAGCAGAGCUCUGCUGCCACCUAUCAGCCUGAGCAGCACCAACGUUUUGCUGAAGCGAGAAAGCCUGAAAAUAAACACCUACCCCAAACCCACCGGACUAAACUCACGUUUAAACCAUUAAACUAAAGUUUACAUGAUUGCAAACCUGAUUUUUACUGUGAAUGGGUUUUGAUUUGUUCUCCUUACACUUAAGUUAUUACGAGAUGAUACAGCAAGAAUGAACCACAGGAAGAAAAAAAGCCUCAUUUAUCAUUACUGCUACAGCAGCUACAGCCAUUACGAUCCUCGUUGCAUAUGGUGCGAGGUAUGUCCUUCCCACUGUCCAAGAAGGGACACAUCUCUGCCCCACGGAGUCUACAGCCAGACCGAGUUUACAGCCAGGCUUCCUUUUAAAGCAGAGGACUUUGGUCAAGCUGAUCCAAGCAACACAAUUCUCAUUUUCUAAUUUUCUUUUUAAGCAACCAGCCAGCUUUUUUUCCACAGACAGAGCAGCAGAUUCAAGAGACCAGGGCUCUAACCUAACAUGAGAUAUUGGGCAUUUUAUUCCUGCUUCCCAUCUCGUUCUUCAUCAUACCUGCCCACGUGGACUCCGUAAGCUCUUUGGGAACAGGACUAUGACCACAAAGCAAAAUACUAACUGCCAUCUCUGCUGGCACUGCUCACUGCUAUAGUAAUACAAAUACAUCACCAGUUGCCAUGGCAAGCACUUGUGUUUAACAGUAUUGCAAAGGAAGCUUGAGAUCAUAAGUCUGAAAACUACAUUUAUAAAUGGAAACCCAAAUGCUGUGAAGUUGUACCCACAAGCUGAUGAUGCUGUGGCUGCCAAUUACACUCAGCUGCUGUAAACAGUUUCUUGGCUGUUGCUAGGAAUAAACAAAAAUGCCAUCCUACUUUAUUCCAGUGACGUUUGUUGGGUAGAUCAAUAUUGUCAUCUGAAGUCAGGUUUAAAUGAUGUCUUGUUCUGUGUGUAUGAUAUUGCAGUCUUGUGAUACGUUCUGUCAGGCCAUAAGAUAUGAACUAAAAUACGUGUCUUGAAGUAAGUGUACCAAGAAGUGCCAGCACGCACUGCUGAGCCUCGCGUACCUUCCUGCGUCUGCUGCCUUCUGAGAGUGCCAGUAAAGGACUUCUAUACAAAGUUUGCCAAAUAUUUCAUGGUAAACAGGAUGUUGUUAGAAAUUAUGAAAUCCAACUGAAAGCAAAACAUGUCUGUGUUUGUCUGAGGAGACCAUUAAAGCCAAUAAAGAAAAGGCUCCU